AUGGUCAAUGUCAACAAAACCCUCGUUUUCCUAGCUGCUGCUGUAGCUGUGAGCGCAGGCGUCAUAGAGAAACGUCAAGGGAGCUAUGGGCAUGGAUGCAUACCAAACGUUACCAACAACGGCAAGUACAAUGCAUGGUGCUCUUGA
Pyrenophora tritici-repentis Pt-1C-BFP is the source of this 147-nucleotide messenger RNA. Lineage: Eukaryota; Fungi; Ascomycota; Dothideomycetes; Pleosporales; Pleosporaceae. The record is from RefSeq and is a predicted model, not a curated record.